This is a messenger RNA of Galendromus occidentalis (western predatory mite), 582 nucleotides long. RefSeq names its product N-alpha-acetyltransferase 50-like. The transcript has a single exon. Lineage: Eukaryota; Metazoa; Arthropoda; Arachnida; Mesostigmata; Phytoseiidae. Bases 1 to 582 code for a protein of 193 amino acids. The record is from RefSeq and is a predicted model, not a curated record. Gene Ontology annotation, cellular component: Golgi membrane. Gene Ontology annotation, molecular function: protein-N-terminal amino-acid acetyltransferase activity; histone acetyltransferase activity. Gene Ontology annotation, biological process: N-terminal peptidyl-methionine acetylation.
AUGAACUGUCACGACCGUCGAAGCAAAACAAGACGGGGUCCCGAGAGCAAAGAACUCACCAAGAGACCAAUGAGACCCGGAGAUUUCAGCCAGAUCAAAUCGCUGAUGGAAGACAUUUUCCCCAUGAAAUACCCAGACAGCUACUUUUGGGAUAUAGCGGCGGCCGCUUACUGGUCGCUUGGGAUAUUUACAGCUAAUGACGAGCUCAUCGCCAUAGUCGUCGCGGGUAAAGAAUUCCACAAUGACCGAACUAUCCACGACAAACCGCCCGAGUUUCGUUAUUUACCUGAGAAAACUGUAUACAUGUACUCAAUAGGUACCAAACCUCCGUACCGUCGCUUGAAGCUGUCCACCAUUCUUGCGAGAGACUGUCUCAGAAUGUGCAGAGAGCGCGGAGCUUCCGCUGUAUACUUACAUGUGAUGGCGGAGAACCUGGCCGCGAUCCGCCUGUAUGAGAAGCUGGGGUUCAAGUCCUUUGCCUUCCUUGCGCAAUACUACUCUCCGUACGGGGGGGACGCUCUCGGGAAAAUAUUGCGAUUCGACGACAAAAUUCAUUCGAACUCGGAGUGUACCGCGAAAUAA